CAACUAUGCGUUUGGUUUGGACAGAGGUCACCAACCCUGCAGAUGAAGAAUACACAAAGUCCUCCGAUCAUCCGCCCUGGUCAUAUCAGAAGACUGAAUACCAACUCCCGUGAUCGCUCAACACUAGAAGAGGACCGUCACAAGUCCAAUAAUCCAGCCUUGAGUUACAUCACAAGUGCUGCAAAGAAGGUAGGUGGAGUUUUUUCUGUUAUUUUCUUUGGACGCAAGAAAGCUGAUCCCUCGUCCAGUCGAGAUCAAGUGCUGCCAGACGCAUGGCAUUAUCGAGCUGGACAGAGUCCUAAUUUCGCAGGUAAUUCUGGAGCUCGUGAUAGUAGGAGGUCAUCAAGAUCAAGGCGUUCCAGUUAUGAUGCAUACCCAGAGGUUGAUCCUGCAAAGUUGAGAGAUAGCUUAGCGUUUAAAGAAAUCUAUAACGCAACAGGAAAUUUCUCCCUAGAUAACAAAAUUGGUGAAGGGGGAUUUGGGACUGUGUAUAAAGGGACACUUAAGGAUGGCCGUGUUGUUGCUGUAAAGCGUGCAAAAAGCGAAACUUAUGAUCAACGCCUGUCAGCAGAGUUCAAGAACGAGAUCCUAGCCUUAUCAAAGAUUGAGCACCUGAGUUUGGUAAGAUUUUACGGGUGUCUUGAGCAUGGAGACGAGCGCCUUAUUAUCGUUGAAUAUGUCAGCAAUGGGACCCUCCGAGAACACUUGGAUGGAACUCGCCCAAACGAGCUUCAAAUCGGAGAGCGAUUGGAUAUUGCAAUUGAUAUAGCUCAUGGCAUUACCUAUCUUCACUCAUAUACAGAUCCUCCCAUCAUCCAUAGAGACAUCAAAGCAUCAAACAUACUCAUUACAGAAAAACUCAGAGCCAAAGUGGCUGAUUUUGGGUUUGCGCGGUUAGCCGCAGAAAACCCUGUGGCCACUCACAUUUCUACGCAAAUCAAAGGAACUGCUGGCUACUUGGAUCCUGAGUACCUGAGGACAUACCAGCUUACUGAAAAGAGUGAUGUCUACUCAUUCGGUGUAUUACUCGUUGAAAUGAUGACGGGCAGGCAACCUAUAGAGUCGAAGAGAGGCCUGGACGAGAGACUUACCACAAAAUGGGCACUUAGGAGACUAAGAAAUGGAGAGGUCGUUGUGGCUAUGGAUCCAAGGCUACGAAGGAGCGUUCCAUCCAUCCACGCAGUCGAAAGGGUCCUCAAACUCGCCCGCCACUGCCUGGCACCAUCAAGACUAUCAAGACCUUCAAUGAGACAGUGUGCAGAAAAAUUAUGGGAUAUUCGACGAGAACUCAGAGAAAAUGCGACUGCUAGAGCUAUUUCCUCUCCCUUCCCCUCUGCCAGGCAGAAUGUGUCUGGGAGUGAAAACAGUGAGAGCUUGAUGUUUGUUUCUGCAUAAGCAGUUUAUUCGCAUAAAUAUAUAUCUACUUGCUUUCACUUUAUCAGACUGUAUCAUUGAAAAUGUGAGACUCGUAUCAGAUGUAUAUACUACCUCCGUCCACCAAAAUUUGUCUCA
Molecule: messenger RNA, 1512 nt
Organism: Salvia hispanica
Lineage: Eukaryota; Viridiplantae; Streptophyta; Magnoliopsida; Lamiales; Lamiaceae
Product: calmodulin-binding receptor-like cytoplasmic kinase 1
Biological process (GO): protein phosphorylation
Molecular function (GO): ATP binding; protein kinase activity
Source: RefSeq, a predicted model, not a curated record